AGCUUCUGUAAAUCCAGAACAAAACUCUGUCUUACUGCAGCUUUUAAGAAAAUUAUCACCCUGUAAAUGUUGUCUGGUCUGGGUUAAAAUUUAUGGAGAUUACAAAGAGACCAAAGGGUCCAAAUCCAACAGGAUGUCUUCACUUCAAGGCAGCAAAUCCCAAAGUAUGUUGUUUUUCUAGACAAGAGUUUAGCUACGUCUGAGAAGAACAUAGAUAAAAAUGUUUCAAACAUGAUGUUUACCAUUUUAGGGUUGAUGUACAUGCCAGCAUAUUAUGUUUCUGUUAUCAAUUUUGCUCCCAGUGGGACUCAGACAUCUUCCCCCUGCAGCAGUCGCUUCUGUCGGCCACUGUGCACAGCAGACACGAUAACAAUAAUAGAUCUUUUAUGGAGGAAAGGAAAACAAAGCCCACACAGCAGCCUCAUGGACUCACAACUGUCAUGAAUUGAGAACAUACUGAUACCAAAAAUAAGCCGAGGAAACCAGAUGAUAUGUGAGCCUUGAACACAGCCCUACUGAAAGACAUCAUUCCUCACUUUUACAGAAACAGUCACUCUGAAGUCCUUUACAGCCAACAUAAGCAGCAUAAAUUCAAUUGGUGGAAUAUGUGCUAAAUAUUACAGUACGGAUGAUUUGCGAAGUCGAUCCCCCAUAAAGUCAAAACCCCAAGGCCAGCCAUUCUGAAUUCUGAACUCUCUUUUUAAGUAUGAUGUACCAUUCAAGUUGCAGCGGUGUUGUUAUUUCUCAUAAUUUCAUAGGGAGGGGGCAGCAGCUUUACAAUGGUUUGCCAAAGGGGGCAUAAUGUGUUGAUUUUUGACCUUGCUUCCAUACGAUACACUGAAAUUCACUGUGUCAACUCCAAAUAUUCACACAGAAGAGUUCAACUUUACAAAACUUGAGAAAUGUCAACCAUGAUUUGAGAAUUCACAACAGAAAAUUUCACCUCAAUAAAGACAAAGUUCAAAGAAAUUUGGUUUGGGCUUGCAACUUUCGUCCAGAAGUGGACUCAAGGUGUUCAUGUGAAUUAAGUUUAUGUAAAAGUAGAGGGGAAACCCAGUAAAUCAUAAAUGAAUACAGCGCAAGGUCCUCAAAUUCAUAUAUAUUCAGGGAGUUGAGGGGAUUUGCUGCUGCUACUUAGUCAUAAAAACAACUGCAAUGUAUUAGAAAAUGUUACCUUUUCCAGUCAGCUUUACUUCUGUUUUUUAAGAAACGGUGUUAUCUAACACAUAGUUAACACACAUCACACACAGCUCAAGUGAUAAUGGAAACCUCCGCCCAGUGUUUGGUAACAGUCUGCAAGCACUGGACCAUAUCUAUCAGUAGACAUGGGGAGAAAGUGUGAGGGGUACAUCCAAAUAGCCGACAAAUAUGAGAAAGAGCUAACCACAGGUUCAGUAAAUGAGCGGUGAGAAUUACACUUCAAAAUACAGCAAAUGGUACAGCUAUGGUCAACUUACCCCAUACACGGGGUAAGUUGACCAUAGGAGACCACUUUUUUUGUCAUGCUAUUAUUCAGACAGUUAUGUUUACACUCAUUCUGUUGGUUUGCAGGGAUGCACAACAUCUUGAAAUAUAUGUGGAUACACUAGUUAGAGACUAAACUAUGACUGCUUUGAUGUAGUGAUCUGAAAUGUGAAAAAUGGCUCAUCCUUUCCCACUCUCCCCUAUCACCCAGCCCUACAGCAAACAUACAGUAGCUCUAGUAGCUCGGCUCCCUUUUUGGUCUCCAUAGGGAUUUCUCAUUAAACUCCCAGGACAUGAUGAUGAAGUCACUCUAUCUGACCCUGUUUCAGCCUGUUUUUCUAAUUCCCUCUCCUCCUCCUCCUCCUCCACUCCCUUUCACUGCUGCCAUGUUAAUGUUACGGACGUCCUCAGACAGACAGACAGCGGUGAACAGCAGCAGCAGCGAAGCCGGAAGGGAAUAGGAACUUGUGAGCCGUGUGCGGAGCGGUCACGCCCCCUCUGCCUUAACACCGCAGACUCCAGCCGAGCGACACACACAAAAACAACAUACACACAUACUCUUUACUUUACGCACACACACGCAGUUGUCAUAAGCGGCUCUCACAACAGCACAGACACAGACACAGACAGAGGAGAACCGGUCUCUGCUGGGUGUUUUUUUCACUUUUACACCUCGCUGCCUGAAUGUGACAGGAGGACGAAAUCAGAGGACGACGCCGACAGGUACGUCGUCAAUCUUUUUCCAGUGUUUGUUUCUUUCUUGACAUUUUUCGGAAUUUAACGUUUUGGGUUUUUAGGUUGUAGUGCCAGAAUUAAGGAGUGAAAUCCCACAGUAGAGUCGUUUAAAGGGAAAUUUCACUUUAACUCUCACUGUGAAGCUAAAGAGGCUUUAAUUUUCUCCUAAAUUCAGACUAAAACAUCUUUUUUUUGGACUCUUACACUCUCAGGAAAUUCAACCAAAGAAGUUGAGCAUUUUUUAUUCUUCUGGUGUGAUGUCAAGUGUAUUUUUCUGCCUUUUUUGGGUCAUUUUUCUGUUUGUUUCGUUGUUUAUAUGAUGAACACAAUGCACUGGAUGAUGAUGCUGCCUCCAUCCCACAUCCAGGCAGCCCCCAUAACUCUCCACAGACUCCCAAGCAAGCUCAAAAUUAUUAACUAGACUAUAUUAAUAAGAAUGGAUUCAGCUACUUCUAUUUACCUGAGUGUGUAGUGAUAAUGAAUGUAGAGUUUGUGGUUGAGACAUUAAUGUUUAUCAAGAUUUAGAUCAUGAGGCUUAUCGUUUGCAUCUUCAGACCACCACUGGAGGGUUCAAGGAGCAUCUCAGUUCAAGGUCCUGUUUAGUUUGAGGAGUAGUGUGACUGCUGCUUUUAGUGGUUAGCACAAUGACAGCAUGACCGGGGUGAUUGCAGGUUUCACCAAGUUAUCCCUCCACCUACUAUAAACAGCCACAGCCUUACGAGUCCUAUAAAGUCGAAAAAGUCGCCUAAGAUUGAGUUUACUGUAAAUGCUUAUCUAAACGAGGUUUCGUGGUUCAUGUCUGGGGUUUAGUGAUCCAAAAAAGAAGUCAGCAAGUCCUGUUUGGCAGGAUCUGAGUUGGAGUCGAUCCCCCUUGACAAAUACCAGCUUGUAUUAUCUGAGUACACACAUGAUAAAAAGGUGUGUCACCUGUCUGAGUAAGCUACCAUGUUUGUAUGCAGCACAGUCACGUCUUGAGUAUGUUCAAACUUUUGUCAGUCCUUCAAGGUAACUUUCUCUAAAAGGUAGAAAGGUUAUUAUGUAGAGAGCAGGUGAUACUACUUUGUAAUUAAACUGUCAUUACACCAAAAGUAAAAUUAGUUUGUUUAUGCAACAUGUCACUCAUAAUUCCCAUCGUAAACAGCGACUGUGUCAGACUCAGGGGUGUGGAGAAACUUCAUUUUGGAUGUAUAACUCAUCAUUUAUCAGGCUGUUACCAACUGACCAAAAUAAAGAGGACCUGCAGCUGAUGAGUCCCCUCUUUCAUGCAGCAGAUGCGGUGUUGACAGACAUCAUGGAAGCAUGUUGGUGCAAGGAUGCCUUAGUGACACUCUACUGUGAGCCAUUUUCCAGGCAAAAGGAGCCUCAUAUGUACCAGAUUAGAACAGAGUGAUAUAAGAUUUCAUUAGCGAGCAGAAACUCAGCUGCAACUGGGACCUCAUUAUCAUUCAUCUCGUGGCCAAGCUAAAUGGCGUUCUUGUCUGUCAUUGUUGACGAUUACCAAAGGCUUGUGUUACAGGGGAAUCUCUACAUGAGCUCAUCCGUUUGUCUUUCUGGCUAACGUCACGGUAGCUCUUUGAAUAAAAAGUGAGCUAAACUCAUCCAGACGCUGCUGAAUGAAUGAGGCUAUUCACGUGGUUUACUCAACUUAUCUCGUCUCCAACAGCUCUGCCCCGUGGCUUUGCUAUCCAUUAACUGCCCCUGCAUGUGAAGUGUCUUAAAGAAACCCACAAAGGGUCUGCCAUAUUUGAAUAAACAAAGAUUGUGCCAAUGACAGUUGCUGCGGCUUUUCUGGAAUAGCGAUCUGGGUGUCUCUGGGGAACAUAUAGAUAGCAAAUGUGAUUCCAGCUGCCACUGUGGCAUCCUGGUCUUAAUGAUAGGGCAGUUGAUUGAGUGGAGUGUUUCUUCUCCAACGCUUUGAGAGCUGUGUAUCAAGUUGCAGCUCCAUUGUUGAUCAGAGCUACUUUUGCCGUAACACGAAAUAAACAGCUGAUGCGGAUUAUCCAGCUGUCGCUCUGCGCCCAAGGGGGAGCCUUAAUCAUGUGUGCGUGUGCGCGUGGUCCUGAGCUUGAGAGCCAUUAUCAGUUUAAUUCUGUUCUACAAUGUAAACAUGACACCAAUACAGCAUGCACCAUUUGUGUCAGUUUAUUUCAGCUCUUCCUUGCAAUUGUCCCACAGGAAUGAGGACCCGCCUGCAUAGAUUUGCAUAUUGUUCCUGUUUUGAUGGCGAGCUCAGAGUUGAUACUGGUGUUGUGUAACCUUAUCUGUUGUGUGGUAUGGUCAUAAUUAGCAAUAAACAGUUUUGUGGUUUUGUGUUUAAUCUCAAAAUGUUGUAACUGUUUAUCCCAGGGCAUAAUCUCUCCUCCCCAAAAAACAAAACAACCAAUCAGUCACAGUUGGACUUUGAAAACAACUCUUAAAAGCUUCAUUUGCAUAAUUAGACCAUUAGAAAAUCUGUAUUAGAAGUUGUUUCAAUCUACGUUGAAAAUUCAUUACAAUGCCCUCAUUAUCUGUUGUGGUAUUGGUAUUAAAAAAAAUCAUAUUUGUCCGGCUCAGCUACAAAACAAGGAAGUUAAAAGGGUUCAAAAACAUCAUUAAACCUUUUCAACUACGAUAAGACGCACGUGUAUGCGUUUAUGUGCUUGUCAGUGACUGUAUUCCUGUGCGUGAAAUCCAGUAGUGAGUGAUUAAAGGGCAGGCUUACUGAGACGCUGAAAUCUCAGUGAUCAGGCUGCAGCCCACACAGAGUGUGUAGGGACAGCUGCAGCUGAUUAUCAGCCCAGCUUUCAAAUUGAGCCUAUUGAAACAGACCGCCACCGUCCAAUUCUGACAACCAGUUUUUUUUUUCUAUUAAAAGGGGCAGGGCUUGGCAUCCACUUCUCAUGCAUAUACAGUAUAUAUACUCGCUGUAACCCUUUGCGAAACUAGGGUUCUUGUCUGUGAAAUAAGCUGCCAUUAUGAAGAAGUUGAUAUAUGGUUGUCCCCUCUCAUAUAGUCUUAGAAACUGCUGAAAAGGGGUGUUACUCCCUUUUCAGCAGUUUCUAGGAAACUAUAAACAGCCGUAUGAAAAUUUCUGAAACACAGCUGUGCUGGCUUUACUCAUUUAUUUCCUCUUUUCUAAUAAAGGGUGUAAUUCAUGAAAGUCUCCUCAAAGUUCCCAUCAGAUGAUUAGGUUUCAUGAAGACAAAUUGAGAAGGAUUUUCACGUUUAUUUGUUUAACUGUUUCGCUACCACGUGCUGGAAAUGGGCACAUCUGAAUACUAUUCUUUAAAAGUGCACAGUAAGCUAAAUAGAUGGUCCGUUUAGGCCGGCCCUUCAGGAAAUUACUCUCCAAAAGCCAAAAACAACAAGCUGCCAGGAAUGAGGAGAGUGGGAAGUUCAUAGAGCGCGAGGAGGAGCGAUCCACCUCAGUGCUCACUGGGAUAGUGGAAAGGGUGCGCGCUGCGACCACCAUGUGAUGGUUUGGCCCGCUUUUGAAAUCCUGGUCAUGUGCAGGCUACUCUGCAAUAUCCUCCUCCCAAAGUCCCUGAAGAUGACUCUCAUAAUGAAAGCUCAAUUAUUUGAUCCCUGGCAUUUACUGUACUCUGGGGAUCAUAUGUCAUAGAUAAAGCCAUGGGGACCUUGGAAGGAGCUUGGCGCUUCUACGCUAGAAGUGUAUUAAUAAUACAAUGGGGAGUAUACAUGAGUAGAUGUCGGGUGGCGGAGAAGAAAUAAAACACUCUUUGAAGUUAAAUUUGUUGAAACGAGCAUCCCCCUGACAGUAGAUUCACAGCAGAUCAUUAACCACAAGCAAAUAAGAUACGGUCAGGUAGUCACGGAAUAAAUAAGCUCCUCUCACAUCAGUCCACUGGGGUGACAGUAACUUUAAGUUCUUACCUUGAGGUUAGUUUAACAGUAACCAGGACUUUCAGUUACAAAUGACAAGGCAAAUGACGGAAACAAAGACAAAGUCAGACCAGUGAGAUAUAUUCUGAAAAGAAACACUGAAAUGACUAUUUUGGAUGAAACGGUAAUCUGAAAUGGUGGUAAAUACUACCCCAAACUUAUCAGCUUAGUCAUUUGUGCCACUUUUUAUCUUUUUUAGCUUUUUCUUAAUGCCUAUGAACUAUUAUAGAAAAAAAAUCAUGUAAAUGACAUAGAUUGAAGUGUGUUUGGAGAAACUCAAGUGUUAAGUUGAAUCAGUUCAAGAAAUUCAGCAAUUUCUGUGAGGAGAAUCAAUAAUUAGGUCAUCAGUUUUUAUUUGUUUGCACUCCUUCUACAGCAGAGCAAAUGCAUUAGUAAACGGCGCAGGGUGAGGUUUUUAAAGUGGCAUUUCAACAGUAGAGGACUCAUAUGACCUACCUAAGACUGCCCUUUAUGCAAAUGAUCAGUGACUAAAUAAAACUGGUUCUGUUUGGAUGCCCAACACUGCUACAGAUUGCUUUCUUCCUUUUUCACAGCUGUUCUGUCUUUUCACUCGGACUACUUUUAAAGUGAAUGUGAUGGCUCAUCUCUGUUGGAUACUGUAUCCCAUGGACUCUUGGCUCUCAUAGAAAUGCAUUUUAUUCUGGUGAUAAUCGACCGUUUUAUCCUCGACUAGAAAACUGAGCUUCUAUGCUGCCAGUCCAUUGGAAAGGUGGCUAAUUGAUUAUGUGUUACGAGUGUGUCAUUUCUAGUCAUAAAUCUUUAAGAUACUUACAUGUUUUUUUUUUUCUCGUGGCAGUGUGAGGUGGGUUGGCUGCAGUGAUGUCCAGAUCGACAAAAUCAGCCUCAAGGUCUCGGAGUCGCUCGAGGUCCCGGUCAAGAUCCAGGUCCACCUCUCACUCCAGAAGCCGCUCCAGAUCUAGGUCGAGGAAACGUUAUUACAGGUAAAGUCAGCUUGUUUAAUAAACAUCUACCUUGACAGUCGACUCACUAUUUCUUAUUUCUCAAUGGUUUUAUAUGUAUGAUCAGAUUUACAAAUAGUGCUUUUCUAUGUAGCUGUAGUGGAAAAAUAUUAUUCAGUACAUAUGAACGAAAAAUGCUUUGAUCCAUCUAAUGCUUCAAGAAUGAAUGGCAGUAACCCAAUAAAGUCAGCUGUCAUGAAGACAAGGAUAACAGGCAGCAGGUGCAGCCAGAAAAGUGCUGCCUCACUGCACAGACACCAGCAUUGAUUGAUCUUUUGUUUCCUGCCGAGCUACAUUCCCGUUUAGUCUAAAUCUUAGUAAACAGUCAGGGAUCAACCAUGCAAUGUGAUUGUGAAGUGUGAUUUGUAGAAAUAUGCAGGUUGUUUGUUUUUUUGUGAUGAUUUGUUGCCUGAUUGCUUCACAUCUGGUGAUUUCUAUCUGCAAAGCCUUGUCUUGUCCUGUCUUGAACUUUUUGACAUUACUCAGUACUCUGGUGCAGUGUAUAAAUGGAUUUGGGUCCGGCCCAAACUCCAGAGUCGGCUUCUGUAUUAGGAGGAAAUUGAUGUUUGAGAAAGGGUUCAGCUGCCGGUUAGAGAAUUUUACUGACGUUAGAGUGAAUGUUAUUGCAGAUUUCUCUGCACAGGAAAGCAUUUCCGUGAGUUGACUCUGUUAGUACACAAUAAUAUUUUCUCAAGCCUGCUGAAAGGAAGCAUUUGUUGGUUGUUUUGUUUAGGAGAAACUGCCCGGGUUGUAGAGUUAUUCACCAGCUGUGAUGUGUAAAAAGAAAGAAGUAAUAGUCCCCUCUGAUGCCGGGGUGCUGUUUCUGGCAGAAUGAGUGUGGCAUUGCUUUAAAAUGGCAGGGUGGCUCAUUUCCUGGCAGAGUCACAGCAUCUAAAAAAAUUUGCAUGAACAAGAGACGUGGAAAGAAUCUGAUGGUUUUUGCUUUCUAAACACACCUUGCACAUUUGCAAAUGAGUGGAUGGAUACCCUGGAAGUGUGCAAGCAUGGGUGCACACAUUUGUUUAAGUUGUCCCGAAACAAAACAGCAAGUACAAACAGAAAAAACACAGAAAUGACUAAUUUGUCCUGUUUUCUUGGGAAAUAUCAGAUGAAAUAUCUGAUAAUCAAAAACAGAGACGGCUCCACUUUUGAGCUUUUUCUAUCAUUAUUGCUGCUUUCAACACUAUCAAUUCAGUGGCUGAAUGGGACACAGAUGUGCACUGUGAGUCAGCAUCUUACCACAUACACAUAUCGUAUAUUUAACGAAAGAAGCAGGCACUUAUCUUGCUGAAAUGUAUAACAUUAAGGCUACAUAAAAUGUUCUUAUCUGCAGUAUUCGGUCUGAACUUCCAGAACAGCAGUAAAAAGACGUCUAAUAGGUCUUCAUUAGGAAGAUUUACUGAACUGUUUGAACAGCGCAUGAAGUUGGCAUGCACUGAGGGAAAGGAUUCCAGUACUUUUUUUCCCCUCUCAUAUAGUCCAUGUGACUCAGUGCUUCAGCAGAGUUGUCCAGAGGAGAUGUAGUAUCUGUGGCUCGUACUGUGAGCGUGCAGUGCUGCUUGGUGCGCUGCCUUCUUUAAUCGCUCUGUCUUCCAAUGAAAAGACACACUAGGUGAGUCCUGAAACUUUUUUUUUUAGACUUUAUACACCGCUGUGUUCGCAUGUAGAGUGACAGUGUUUUACGUUAAUCUUAAAUAUGGUUCGGCUGUACAUGUGGCCUUUGUUUGUCCUUUACAGUGUAUUUAUACACUUUUUGUAUAAUAUGGCUUUGUAUGCUCUACUAUGUGUUUUUUAUAUUUAUCUACAGGUAUGUUAAGUCGCUAAAAAUCAGGUUAUAGAGCUAGAACAAUACAGAUUGUUACAGAAGUGGUUUAAUGUCUAGACUGGAUGUGCUGCCAAUCCCAUAGAUGUCAGGAGAAAGCUAUAGAUGCUGUGUUGGCAUGCUGUCAGACUUGAAAGGUUUGGCUCUUUGUAUCAUUGAUUUGAAGGAGAGAACAUUCUGUUUCACGGCUAUAAUCUAAAGACCUUGUUAUAAGUUCAGGCUAGAGAGCAACUGGAGGAGGCUUUUUUUUUUUCUUUUUUUGAAUCAGAAGUGCAGCAGAGCCACCAUGUGGGCUACUCUGACCUUGCAGCCUGGCUUAGGAUCACACAGUGAAAUCUCUGGUGUUCUGCAUGUGGUAAUUCUUUGCUGGCUCUUUCUCGCGUGUGUUAUGCCAAUCUUAAAUGGAAAAGGAUGGUAUGGGAUGUACAUCUACUUAAACAUGUUCCAUAUGUUGGGCUCACAGCUUCUCCAAUUCUGUUGGAGACUUUUAGAGUAAAAGAAACAAACGUAGAAGUGGCAGUUUGCUUUGCUGGUUUAUCAUCUUGCAGCAUUUAGAUUUAAGUUUUCAUCACUGCAAAGAUUCAACAAGUAAGACAUUUGUGUUUCUUUCAUUCUGGCACUAUCAUGGUCUAUAAAAAAAUUUUUUAGUCAUAGAGAAAAAAGUGGGUCAAGAUACUGUCUGUUUUUACUUUCUUUGUGUCACACACUGAGCAAUACUAUCACAAAUAAAACUGGUUUCAUCUGGAUGCUACUAUCACUGACUAUGAAGAGUGUCACAUUUUAAUGAAGCUUCAAUCAAGAGUUUUAGAAACUUUUGGAAAUGAAUUUUCUUCUUCCCCUCUUACUUUUCCCACAGAUCGAGGUCUCGGUCAAAAUCAAGAUCUUAUUCACCGUCCAAUAACCGGGAGAAGAAAUAUCCAAGGGGAUACCAGAACAACCGGGAGUUCCGGGGUUACCACCGCGGCUUCCGGAGGCCGUACAACUUCAGAGGCCGGGGGCGGGGCUUCUUUCCACGUGGACGCUUCCAGCGUGGUGGUGGCGGGGGUGGAGGCUACAACAAUAAUAAUUUCCGCCAAAACUGGAAGAAUUAUAAGCAGUACCCCCAAAAACAGCAGCAGCAACAACAACAGCAGCAGCAACAGCAGCAGCAGAACCAUUCACGAGGACGAUCUCACUAUGUCCAGAACCGCUCAGGAAGCCCGUCUCAUGGUCACUCUCACCGCUCUGACCGAUCUUCCUCACCAUUAUCCAGGCACUCACAGCAAUCAUCCUCUUCUUCCCACUCCUCCUCUCCCAAAUGUAGGCCACUCUCGCUGCUGAGUAAGCAAGAGGAGCUUUCAGUCUCCAAGGAGGUCCAAAAGGAAGGAGGGGGAGAUGGGGAGCCAGAGGAACUUAUUGGAGUAUUGGCAGGAGACACCAGUGGAGGUGGAGGCAGUGGGAAAACUGAGGGGAACUGGCAGGGCCUGACAGACUGUAACAGCAGUCCAAAACGAACAAGUCCCCAGACAAGCUCUGCUGCAGUUGUUGUUGGUCAGAACGUCCAAACGACCAAGCAGUCUACUCCCUCCCCGAAAAUCAGUAAUAGCUUCUGCAAUGGCGCCCCCUCCCCAAAGAUGGGCUGUACUUCAUCCCCAACUAAAAAGCUUUUACAUGAAGGUUUAAACCCAAUGCUCUCCAGUUUUGACUUCUUCUCCAGUGAGGAAUACCUGGAUGGAGAUAAAACAGCAAUCUCCAUUGCCUUUGGAAAGUAAGACAGAGUUAACUCUUUUUCUAAACGUGAUCAUGAGAUUUAUUUUAAAGACAGAUGAACUUAAAAAUGUUAGAAACUAUGGAUAAAGAUUGAACAUGCUUGUUUUUGGCUUACAAAGUCACUGAAUCCUGGCAUUUCAAGUUUUUUUGGAGUGAAGUAAAACAAAUUGGGCUUUUUCAUCUCAUUUGAGGAUAAUCUUUUGAGUCUUUCUUUACGGAAAUAAAAUACUUCACUCAUACAUAUUUUAUGUUGUACGAGAAAACCAGAUUUUUUUUAGCUCUGAUGCGAACUCUUCUUAAAAUACAUUGUCUGCUGUUUUUACUGUCAGCUCUGAAAUCACCAUUCAGUUGUUUUAAUCUCUUUGUCAUUGUUUAGGUUUUUGGAGGAGCAAAACAAAAAAGCCAAAGCUCUGGAAAAUGGCAAAAAAGCAGAGGCACAUGACGUGGAACAAGGGAAAGUAAAUGGCAAAGGAUCUGCGACCAUCACUGACUCAAUGUCAGUAAAGUCCACAGAGGACAAUGAUGGUGAAGUGUCUCUAAACAGCCUCUUGAAAGCUUCCCCUUUCCUGUCUAGAGAGGAUGAGGAGGAGAUGACAAUCAAGCCUCAUUCUAAGUCCCUCCAAAAGGACCAGCACAAUGGCGAUAAGUCUUCAAAGCCAAUGAGCAGGGUCACUCACUCUGGCCGCGAACUCUUUGACGAAUGCUUUGACAAAUGGCACAAUGUGGCUUAUGCACAAGCAGCCAACAGUGAUGUUGACGCCAUGGCAGAGGACAUUUAUCUCAGUAGAAAGCAGGAUAAAGCGACAGCCUUUGCUGCUGCGCUUGCCAAGAGGGAAUUAGCAGCAAAAUUUGAGCCCCUAGACAUGGGUGCUACAUCAAGUAAGAUGGCUAAAUCUUCCUUAAUCUCAUCCCCUACGCCACCUAGCAGGAGAAACUCUGAGAGAGAGUUGUUCAUGAUCAUGGGAGAUGACUCGGCUUUCAUGCCCUCCAGAAAACAGGAAGCAAAAUUUAAUGUUAGAAUGGGUUUCCUUGGAGAUAACUUGAUAAGGUGAGUAUAAUGUAAUGUUGGUUGGUGCCACACAUCUAUCAGCAAAAAGUCGUACCUGCACAUGAAAUUGCAGGCUUUUAUACGUGCAAUCUUUCCUCGCAAUGAUGCAUUGAUGUGUAUGUUUAAUUUUGUGAAUUGAUCUGAUUGGAGUGUAUGUUUUCUGUUUUUAGCCAUUUUUUCAUAAAGACUGAGAGCAACAGACUAAGAACAUUGUUGUUGUGAUUUUCAGCUCCUCUGAUUUUUUAGCUGAGGAGCGACAGUUGUCUCAGGAUCUUGUACAGGCCUCAAAAAAGGAUCAGGAGUUUCGCUCCAUCUUUCAACAUGUUCAUAAAGCUCAGUUACAGAGGAGCCCCUCUGAGCUUUUUGCGCAACACAUUGUCACCAUCGUUCACCACGUUAAAGGUGAGUCCUCUUAUAUGGAUUAGUCAUUGAUUUGCCAUUUGAAAGGAUUUUAAAUACUUCUUGAAACGCUAUUGAACAAAAUUCAUUCACUGCAGAGUCUGAGUUGGUCGGAAGGAUUACGAUAUUCACCAAUGACAGUAACUGCUGUAUGUCCUGCAUCCUUUUCUAGCUCAGCACUUUCAGUCCUCUGGAAUGACUCUAAACGAGCGAUUCACAGUGUACCAAAGACGAGCCGCAGAGAAGGAAAUAAUGAAGCCAAGAAAAAGCCCAGAGAUACACAGGUAGAGUCGCCUAUUGAGUGACCCUCUCACCUUCAGUGUGCUGUGGCUUCACCUCCUCUUUUAACAGCUUUCAGGUAUUUUUCUCACCUUUCCUACCUGAAAAUCACCAAACUACCUUGGCUUUUUUUGUUCUCAUGCUCGGUGGAGGUCAGUCUUAUUUUCCCACCAAUUUGUCUCUCCUGUUAUCUGUUUCGUGUCGUCUUCGCUGUUCAUCGUACGUAGCAGAGUUUGUCGUGUCGGCGCCUGCACUAUGAAUCACCCGUUCCUGUAUGAGCUUUUAACUAUGUUGUCUUAACUAUGCUUUCCCUUACAGAAGAAUUGAUGUUUCACCAAGAGCUUUUAAGAAACACUCUCAAGUUUUUGAGGCGAUGAAAAGCUCAGAGGAUGGCACUUACAAGGUGACUGAACAUUUUGACCUAUGAAGUAUGUUGGAAAAACAAACAACAGGAACAAGUGAGAAAGAUGCCUUUAGACUGCACUCUCUUAAAGCUUUCGGCUUUUCUUGAAAGGAGAUGCACAAAGUCUAAGAAAUGCCAGAGCAAAAUAAGGCACUUUGACUUUGUUGUUUGUUAAUAUCGCCUUCACACAUGGUGAUUGGUUAGAGUGUGGGCACAAGCCUGACCAAGGCCUUUGAAUCAUAUAAGUUCAGAAAUGGAAGCCACUGUGCCAAAGCUGUUCAAGGGACCUUUAACAUUUGUCUUCGUAAGUAUUCUUAAAAAAUAUGAACGGAAGUAAAAAAAAACAGAAAGCAUUUAAUGCACCCAUGCUUUUAGUUUGAGGCCAUAUUCUCUUUUACUCAUAUACUAAGGACUUUCAAACUCGAGCAUUUGCAAAUCCAAAUAUUUUAUGUUUCCAUACAUGUUCUGUGUGUCACUCUGUUGUUCAUAAUCCAAAGAAACUUAAGAAAAUAGAGCCUUGUCAAUUUUCAAUUACUUGUGUAGCCUACGUCUUUUCUGGACACCUUUAUUCAAUUCAAGUCAAAAAUUUUAAUUUGGAUUCAAGUCAGGGUUUUUGGAUCACUGCUCCAAUACUCUGACUUUGUUGCCUCAGAGCUACAUGUCAACUGUUUAGAGGAUGCUGAGGACUGUUGUUCUCUCAGAAAUUUCUAAUUUUAUCCUUGUAGAUUAAGUAUUACAACAGUACUCUUAGAUAAGGCUUUUUUCUACAUGAUGCUCUUAAUUAUUUUGAUUGAGAUUGAUUGGAAACGUCCAACUUUCCUCCGAUAACAUCUUUGUUCAUUGUGGUCAAACUAUUCCCUGUUUUGACUCAUCCACUCAGAAAAUAUGGGUUUAUCAGAUGAUUUGGAUAAAUUUGUACCAUGUAUCUUUGAUUCCUUAACAAACUCCAAUAGUUGUCUCUUGGGGUUCAGUUGAACCUUUUAAGCCUUGGUACUUUGAGCCCUGGGGAUUUCUGUUAGACUAAAUGUCAUUUGAUGGAUAGAUGGAGUUUAUCCAUCCAUCCAGUUGGCCCAGAUGCAUAAAUAUAUUUGCUACUUCUCUUGGAAAUUUCAAGGUGGUGAAGCCAAAUGCCCGAACCACCUCUACUUCCUUCUUUCAAUGCAAAGAAGCAGCUGCUCUUCUCCGACUGCCCUGCUCUUUAUCUCAAAGGCCAAACGUACCCAUCACGCCGUGGAAACUUCACUCGCUUGUAUCUGCAGCCUUCCUCAUUUGGCAAUGGAGGUGGCACCCCAUGUCCUAACACUUAAAGAUGCUAACAAUCAUACAUUAUUAGUGACUGACCAUAGGAAGUGUAUGGAAACAUGAACGUUUUGGAAUUGUGAAAGAUGGGGUUUGAAAUGUUCAGUACAUUUGUAUUUGAAAAUAUGGCCUCAACUGUAUUUAACUGACUCCUAUUUCUUUAUCAAUUGGCAUGUGUAGAAUUGGUCUAGCGUUUGCAGACAUAAGGUUCAAAUACUACUAAAAAUAAUCAAACUGAGUAACUUGACUGAGCAUGAACAGUCCUCUCUUCUCUCUCUGAUCCUUCGUUACAAAGCCACGAUAGUAGUUUUGCCUGUCAUGGAGCAGCUUGAUUUCAUUUACAUGUGACUAUUUCCCAAAGCAUAAGUCAAAGUUUUUGAUUGGUUUCCCACCAUACAAGUACAUAUUAUCUUCUGUUUGUGUCAUAUGGCAUUCAACCUGCAGUGACCCGUUUAUAAUAGGAAAUACAUUCCUGGGUUAAAAAAUUACUCUGCCAUGUUGCAGAAGCUCUGAUGCUAAUAUCAUGGCUGAAAAGUGAUAUUUUACAUGGAGCAUCUUAGUCACUGUUGAUGGAUCCUGGAGUUUAGCCAAUUGCAUUAAACAAGGACAUUAAAGCACUUCCUUUUAGCAGCUGGCCACCCAAUAACUUUGUAUUGUAAUGAAUUGCCAAACCAAGGCAAGUUUUGAGUCUCUUUUCUUGUGGAUUUGUCCAUCACGUUUUACUUGAAGGCAGAAAAUCAAUCCAAAAACAAAUGCUUUGGAGAAUAGCUCAGAUUCUUAGAUCAUCCUAAAACAUGCAGAACUUCUGGUUCGGCACUUUAAGCGCCCUGGACAGUUUAUUUGGUUUUAAAUAGCGGGCUAUUCUCAAGAGUUUCCCCCUUUUCUCAUGGACCUUAUUAUUUAGUCUACAAACCAGCUUAGCUGAGAGCAAACUGAUAGCAUGUCCAAGCUAAUCCAAAGUCUGUCCACGACGUUGUCUUUUGCUCUGGUUUGAUCAGGAUGCUGGGGAAAAACUGAAAGGUGACCCAAUGGACCUUCGUUUGGAUAUUGAGCGCCGAAAAAAAUAUUCCACCCAAGAAAGAGAUUAUGAUCAGGAUCGGGGAAGAGAUAUGGGAGAGUCCCCAGAUUCUAGUAAAGAAAAGUUCUCCAAAAGCCAUGAGAGAUCAAAGUAUGUACAACCUCCAAACACUUUACUGUUUGCAAGUUGAUCUACAGUGCAGUGUAAACAGAGGGGUCUAAAGGAUUUUUUAUGCACUGGUUCUUCCAGGAAAAAUAAGAAGAAGCGCUCACGCUCGAGUUCAUCCUCAUCUUCCUCAUCCACAAAGUCUCACAAGGAAGAUUUGCCCUGUAGCAAGUCUGAUUCCAAAAGUAAAAGCUUUGACAGGGCCCGACUGGGCCAGCGGGAGUCACCAGGACCAGUUGAGAGGGGAAGACCCCGUGGAGGAUUUGUAAGUUUUGUCGGUGAUAUUGAACACUUUUGGCCCAAUGAUGAAGCCAGUUUGACUUCAACAGUCUGAUGAGUGCCUGAAUCUUUCAGCUUUUCAAUCCUGGUCUCUUGUCUAACUACAGCAAGUCCGAAUUCGCGGAAGGGGCUGGAACAGAGGCAAUUAUCAGGGAAACUGUUCCCAUAGCAGCAACGUAUCAAACGUGGAAGCGCAUCCAAAAACUGAGGACUGGGACCCAGAGUUCACCCCCAAGAGCAGGAAAUACUACUUGGUAGGAUAGACCCAAGCCAUGUGUGUUUACAUUAGCCAAUGACAAACCUUGGGACACAUAGACUGUAUAUAGGACGCUGCUGCACCAAUGCUGGAUUCAGGAAAAAAGAGAAAAUCCCAGAAAUGCCAAGAGCCAUUUGGCUUCAAAUUGGUACAAUGACGGGAGGUGGAGCCAUGUUGUCCACACGAUAUACAGUCUAUGUUGGGGCGUCGCUCAAAUGAGGAUUCAGGCAUCACAAAUUAUUAUUGAGUGCGGUGACAGAUUUUCGACAACUACGAACAGCUCCUCCUACUCUCUUUUUCUAAGCCUAAAGGACAACCUGAUGUGACCACGAUAAUUAUGAGAGGCGAACUCUUCAGCCAGAGUCUGGUGUUCCUCCGUGGGCUAGUUUAGUGACAUGUUGUAAAUGGACUAAACAAAGGAGAUUUAAAAGGCACUUAAGUGGUCACAAAAACCUGAUUAAAUCAUCUUAUUAACUUUAGUUUCUUAUCACACUAAUACUCGAUAAAGGCUUUAUGGGCAGAUGCUCAAGUUCAGACUAACACUUGAUUAAAACAAUGACUUUUUUUGUAAGUUUCAGUUUAAGAGUUUUCUAUUGCAACAGCCGUCUUGACGCCCCCCUCUGUCUUUUUUCCAUCUUUUUCUCAGCACGAUGACAGAGACGGUGAGUCAGAGAUGAAGUGGGCAGACAGCAGAGGAAGAGGACGGGGAAGCUUCACACGUGGAAGGGCUCGAUUCAUCAUCCGAAAAGCCACCGGGGGCCCCAACACCAUCAGUCCUAAAUGGGCCCAUGACAAGUUCCAGAUCAACGGGGAGCAGAGUGGCGAACAGGAGGAUGAGACGGACCAGGACCAUAAGGGAGGAAGAAUAGAUUAACUUCAUACUUGAUCAGUGCAGCAAAACGCUGAUCAUUUUAGUUUCCCCCUGUGUUGUUUUCCAAUCUCACUUUGUCAUCUGAGUCACAUGCAGUUUUAAUAUUUUACAACUCCGCCAUCAGCAGGAAAUCUUUUUUCUUUGGGUUUAAUAUAUGAUACUUAUUCUUACUUGACACAGCAGGAUUCGAAGCACUAUUUUGUUUUCUUAUCCAAAUCUGGAUACAUGUGUUGUUUGCUUGAUUUGUGUAUGAUUUAUAAUGACUCCCUUAUGACAUUUAGAUCAAACCAGCCUGUGCCUUAACUGUAUAAAAUAAGUAUGUGUUUUGUUAGCUGGCUACAUGAUAAACAGUACAGUAAAGUGCAUAAAGAUCCAGAACAAUCACCCAAAUUUUAUUUUAAUAAAGAACAGGAUCACUCUUUUAAAAAUUUGACUAAUCCUGCAUUUUAAAGUAGCAGCAAUAUGUGCACUGUAGUUCAUGUUGUUGUAAAAACAUCAUGCUAAGUACUCUAAACAAUGGGACCAAACUCUACAGGGUCAAAGGUCAUGCUCUGUAAAUACAAUUUCACAGUUAAAAGACCUACAAUCUUAGCUGGAAGGCAUUAGUGACAAUAGCGUUAUCAUUAGGAUAACAGUCUGUAAAUUUACUGUGUUGUGUAUGAAACACUUGGCUGUCAAAGGUUUCUAUUCUUUGCAGGGGCUUUUUGGUUGGUCUAGAGUAUCACUUUGGAAUAAAGAACUUAAAUAUUGAUCGUGCUUAUUUUACACCAAAGGUUUUUGUAACUGACGAGGCAUGAUUUUGACUGAUUGCCUUUUUUUUGUUCCUAUUGCCAUAGAUUUUCAGUGGUGUUUAUUUGCUGUUUGUACAUUUUUCUCCAACCAAAGAUGAUGCAGUGAUAUAUGUAUAUUGUGUCCAAACUUUGGUAAAAGGAUGCCCGAUGUUAUUUGAUCUUUAGUUGAUAAGAUAUACUGUGGUUAUGUCUAGCUCUAGAAUAGGAGUGAUGUUCAGUGCAAUGAUGUUUCAUCAAAGAUCAGACUUGUUUUUUUUUUAUGCCAAACUGCACAAACCACUGAAAUAUACAAAUGCUGUGCCUUGUUCAGGGUGCAUUGGUCUAAUUUUUACAGCGUAGGACUCCUAUCAAGAUUUACGGUUGUGUAAAGGUAACCUGCUUAUUAUUGGACAUUGCUUUUUUUCUUUUUUUAAAGGGUGUUGUUUCUGUCAAUGUUAGCAUCUUAGAGGCUGUAAAUUAAAGAGACACUGAUUGUUUGCA
Molecule: messenger RNA, 17920 nt
Organism: Xyrichtys novacula (pearly razorfish)
Lineage: Eukaryota; Metazoa; Chordata; Actinopteri; Labriformes; Labridae
Source: the annotation of a GenBank genome assembly